CCGUGGUUAUAUAAAUUAUUUUAUUUCGAAAAUAAUAUCGUGUUGUUAUGAAAUUUAUUUGUAUAAAAAUGAUUAUCGAAAGUGACGAAGCUUUUAUUCAGUGAUAAACUAAAUAAGUGAUAAUAUAUAUUUAUAAAUAAAUCAAGCCAACAGGGAAAAUAUAAUUUUGUUAAUAUAAAUUAUUAACAUCUCAUUGACCACAAUUCAUGAUGAAAAAUAUGGCACUCAAUCGUAAUCAUCUACUGUCAAUGAUUAUGAUAAAACGAAAUAAAUAUCUAGGAUGUUUAUGUUUGUGGCUGUGUUUUCUUUUGACAGACAGUUACAAAGACUCAAAUCAACAUGUCAAUGAAGAAGGUUCAAAACUCAUACGUUUUGAUGGUGACAUAAUAUUCGGUGGAAUAUUUCCAAUGCACGAACAGAUACCAGUACUUCGUGGGCAUUCACCUUGUGGUCCAAUUAAAGAAGAAAAAGGUGUACAACGUCUUGAAGCAAUGCUUUUUGCUCUUGACGAAAUAAAUAUUAAUCAAGAACUUUUACCAAAUACAACAAUUGGUGCAUUAAUUCUCGAUUCAUGUAGCAGUGACACUUAUGCUCUUGAUCAAACAAUGGAAUUUGUACGAUCAUACAUGAACCAGGAUAUGACAGAGUACAGAUGUGAAAAUGGAAAACCACCACUUUACGUGCCUCACAAAUCAGUUACUGGUGUUAUUGGCGCAUCUUUCAGUGUCGUUUCCAUAAUGGUUGCUAAUAUUUUACGUCUAUUUAAGAUACCACAGCUGAGUUACGCAUCAACAAGUACAGAAUUAUCAGAGAAAAGUAGAUUUGAAUAUUUCAGUCGUGUUGUACCACCAGAUAAUUUUCAAGCACAAGCUAUGGUUGAAGUUGUUCAUAAACUUGGCUGGAAAUAUGUUUCAACAGUUGCCGUUGAAGGAGAUUAUGGUGAAAAAGGAAUAGCAAGCUUUAUUGGACUUGCAGCAGACUACAAUAUUUGUGUUGCAGUGAGUGAAAAAAUAUUACGAAAUUCUCGACCAGAAGAUUUCGAUCGUAUCAUAGAAAGACUCAAUUCAAAACAUAAUGCACGUGGUGUCAUUCUGUUUGUUGAUGAAGAUAAUGUAAGAAAACUCUUGCAAGCGACAAUCAGAGCAAAUCGUACUGGCCAUUUUAUGUGGGUUGGUAGUGACGCUUGGGGAGGCAAAGUUCAUCCCGUUCGAGAUCAAGAGUUUGCUGCUGAAAGUGCAAUCACUAUUUUGCCAUUUCGCAAUUCUCUUGAGGAUUUUGACAACUACAUAAGAAAUUUACGACCAAGAAUGGGCAAUGAAUGCAACGGCCAGAGUGAAAAAAAUGUACCACAUCCAAUAAAAAUUGGUAAAAUGGUUAAUUGUCGUAACGUAUGGUUUCGUGAAUUUUGGUCACAAUAUCAUAAAUGUACAUUUGCAAAUUUAAACUCAUCAACAAUUAGAGAACGACAAUGUACUGGUGAUGAAGAGCUAACUGAAUAUGAUCAAGAAGGACUUGUUCCUUUCGUUGUUGAUGCAGUUUAUGCAAUGGCUCAUGCAGUACAUAAUUUUAUUGAUGAUGAGUGUGUUGGUGAACUUGGUACAAUGCAUUAUCUCUGUGACACUUUGAAACCAGCACCACCAGGUCAACGUCUCUUGCAGUAUAUUCGAAAUGUCACAUUUACUGGUCGUCAAGGAACGGAAAUAAGAUUCAAUGCUGAUGGUGACGCCUUCGGAUACUAUAACAUUUAUCAAUAUCAGAGAAGUGAAGAGGGUCGUUUUGAUUACACCCUCAUUGGAAGCUGGGAAAACAGACUUACUUUUGAUAUGAACAUGACAAGAUGGGCAAAUGGUCCUGGUGAAUUUCACAUACCACGUAGUACUUGUAGUGCUGAUUGUCCAAUUGGUCACGUUCGUAAUUUUCAGGAUGCAUGCUGUUGGAGCUGUAUGAGAUGUCCAGAGAAUGCUUAUGUUUUUAACGAUUCAUGUAAAAGCUGUCGGCCUGGAUGGGCACCGAAUUUAUCAAAAUCAAGAUGUAUCAAAGUACCAGCUGAAGUUAUACCAUGGGAAAGUCCAUGGGCAAUUGUACCACUUGUAUUUUCAAGUGGUGGUAUUCUUUGUACAAUAUUUACAAUUAUUGUCUUUGUAAGAUUUAAUCGUACACCAGUUAUAAUGGCAUCUGGCCGUGAAUUAUGUUACGUAUUAUUAGCUGGAAUAUUAUCAUGUUAUGGAAUGACAUUUAUAAUACUAAGUGAACCAUCAAUUUUAAACUGUACAAUUUUAAGAAUUGGUCUUGGUCUUUGUUUGAGUAUUUGUUAUAGUGCAAUAUUAACUAAAACAAAUCGUAUUGCAAGAAUAUUUGAUCAAGGAAAAAGAUGUGUAAAAAGACCAUCAUAUACAUCACCAAAAAGUCAAGUUGCAAUAUCACUUGGAAUAACAGCUUUACAAUUAAUUGGUGCAAUUGUAUGGCUCAUAAUUGAACCACCAAGUACAAAAGAAAUUCAUCCAAGUACAUUAACAGCUGUUCUAACAUGUCGUGUAUCAACAUUUUCAUUGAUGAUGUCACUUGUUUAUAAUAUGGUAUUAAUAUUAAUGUGUACAUUAUAUGCAUUUAAAACACGUAAAAUGCCUGAAAAUUUUAAUGAAGCAAAAUACAUUGGUUUUACAAUGUAUUCAACUUGCAUUGUUUGGCUAGCAUUUGUACCAAUAUAUUUUAGUACAUAUAAUGAUUAUACAAUACAAAUAGCAAGUAUGUGUAUGUGUAUUAAUAUAUCAGCAACAGUUGCACUUGGUUGUUUAUUUACACCAAAAGUAUAUAUUGUUCUAUUUCAACCAGAUAAAAAUAUACGUCCUGGUCAUCAAAAUACAAAUAUCAGUGGAGGUAUUGGUGUGUUAUCUGGUAUUGGACAAAAUACUGGUAUUGCACAAAUAAGUCAUAGAAGAAAUUAUUCAAUGAGAUUUACUGGUACACGUAGUCAAACAAUGCAAAGUGUUACAUCAUGUUCAAGAAGUAGUCCAACACGACAAAGUCAAAAUGAUAAUAAAUUUAUAAAUGGUGAUACACCAUUAAGUCCAUCAUGUGAUGAAACAUCAUUUAGCUAGGUUUUUUGUAAACACCAAUCCUUUGAUAAUAUUAAUAAAUUAAAUGGGGAUAUGGUGAUGUCAAAUACAAGUGAUUUUCUAAUUGAUAAUACAAUUAUUAAUUAUGAUAAUCAUCAAAUUGUUGAUCAUUGUUAUACUGUACCAAUUACUAUACAUGAUAUACAACAGAAAAAUAAUAUUUGUAAAAAUAAUGAAUCUGUUUUUAUUGAUUCUGGAACACAAACCGUCCAGUCAGCUGAAAUUGAUGAUGUUAUUCCUACAAUUUCAACAAGAAUUAAUACUUUAAAUGAAGAUUAUUUUAAUGGAUAUGCUAUGUCAAGUCCAUCACCAACAUUUUCCGAUAUGUCAUCAUAAAAAUUAAGUAAAUUAUUGUAAAU
Molecule: messenger RNA, 3475 nt
Organism: Aphidius gifuensis
Lineage: Eukaryota; Metazoa; Arthropoda; Insecta; Hymenoptera; Braconidae
Product: metabotropic glutamate receptor 8-like
Exons: 15
Coding region: 207-3098 (963 amino acids)
Biological process (GO): G protein-coupled glutamate receptor signaling pathway; regulation of synaptic transmission, glutamatergic
Cellular component (GO): membrane
Molecular function (GO): adenylate cyclase inhibiting G protein-coupled glutamate receptor activity
Source: RefSeq, a predicted model, not a curated record